UUUUUAUGAUUUUCAAUGAAGAUAAAUUCAAUCCAAAUAAAUCGAACUUUUACCAUAACGCAAAGGGUAAGUUUUGCACGCCACUCUAAAAUUAGAAACUUCUUGUUCCUUGUUAAACCUCCUCCUCUAAUCGCAUUUCUCACAAGGAUCGUAACAGGUUUUUCAUUUGACCAGUUGCUGAAUUCAGUCAACGAUCAGAUGGCGGAUGGAGAUAAUCCAUCGCGGUACGUGAAAUUGAACAAGGAUCAAGCGCCUGUUGAGAUCAAUCCCGGUGAGCUUAAUCAGCCCAUUGAAGUUCCUCAGCUGAAUGUUCGCAAGUGCAAUGAAUGUGGGCAGCCUUUACCUGAGAGCUUUGAGCCUCCUGCUGUUGAGCCUUGGACAACUGGUAUAUUUGGUUGUGCUGAAGAUACAGAAAGCUGCUGGUCAGGACUUUUUUGUCCUUGCGUUCUGUUUGGAAGGAACUAUGAAAACUUGAGAGAUGACUACGCGUCUGGGACAACUGCAUGUGUUCUUCAUGCAAUAUUCAUCGAGGGUGGUUUAGCAGUUGCUGCAACAACCGCAGCAUUGCACGGGAUUAUUGACCCGAGAACGUCAUUUCUCAUUUGUGAAGGUGUGUUGUUCGGUUGGUGGAUGUGUGGUAUCUACACUGGCAUUGUUCGACAAAUGUUACAGAAGAAAUACCAUCUUAAGAACUCGCCAUGUGAUCCAUGUUUGGUGCACUGUUGUUUGCAUUGGUGUGCUUUAUGCCAAGAACACAGGGAGAUGAAGGGUCGUCUUUCUGACAACUUUGUGAUGCCAAUGACCCUGGUCAAUGCGCCGCCGGUUCAACAAAUGAACUCAGCCGAGGACAAUCAAGGGUCAUCUUCUUCUGCACCAUCAUCAUCUGCAAAUGGCCAUGAACAUCAUACCAACUUAGAGAUGCGACCGCUAUGAGCUGUUACUUUUUACACCUAUGAAGUUUCUUUUGCACACAUGACAUUGAAUUGGUUGGUUUUUAAUUUAAUGUUUUUAUUAUUGUGUUUGAUAGGAAGCAGUAUGGAUCUUAAUUUUCGACUUGAAUUUGAGUUUUAUGAUGGUUAUAAUCUUAUUGUUAGUAUUAUUUUUGAUGGCUUUAA
Messenger RNA from Helianthus annuus (common sunflower), 1115 nucleotides. Its product is annotated as cell number regulator 6. The record is from RefSeq and is a predicted model, not a curated record. NCBI's taxonomy places the organism in Eukaryota, Viridiplantae, Streptophyta, Magnoliopsida, Asterales, Asteraceae. The transcript is spliced from 5 exons. The coding region runs from base 16 to 933 and encodes 305 amino acids.